AUGACAGUCUGGACGCCAGAAAAACUCCUCGCUUUGGGCAAGCCGGCCCCUCAGCUCGCUGCCGCCAUAGAAUCUUGCCCAACCCUCCAAAAUCAGCCCAAGGUUUUUGACCUCGAUGUACUUGCGCACAUCCGUGCAAACAUAAAUAUCGACCGGGCCCCCCUGGACCCGACCAUCCUGGAAACCGACAUUGACUGCCCCGGCCGCGACGGCAUUACCAUCAAACUCCGCUGGUAUCGUCCUGCCGCGCCGCUUGUCCAAGAGUCGCCUCUCGUUGUGCACUACCACGGAGGAGGAUACAUUCUCGGUAAUCUCAACAGUGCGACAGCCUUUUGCCGCACUCUUGUGCUAGACCAUGGAGCCGUCGUGAUUGAUGUUGAUUAUCGAUUGGCACCUGAGCAUCCUUUCCCUGCCGGCAAAGAUGAUGCAUGGGAUGCCUUGCUGUGGGUUUCCAAAAACUACAAAGACCUAGGCGCGUCCCCAUCUUUGGGGUUUAUUGUAGCCGGCUGUUCGGCGGGCGGCAACAUCGCUGCCUCUAUGGCUCUUGUCGCACGAGAUGAAAACCUCAAUCCGCCCUUGACAGGCACUUAUCUCAAUGUCCCUGAGCUUGUCUCGCCGGAACUAAAACUACCGGACAAAUACGCGCCGCUGUGGCUGAGUCGCAACCAGAACAAGGCGGCACCUAUUCUUGAUCAGCCUUUCAUAGAUUUUCUAAUGGAGUGCUAUAAACCUGACUUUAAGUCACAUUAUUUUGCGCCGGCGCAUCACCCGCAAGGCCACGCCGGCCUCCCCAAGACCUACAUCGACGUAUGCGGGCUCGACCCCUUUCGCGACGACGGCAUUAUUUAUGAACAGCUACUCCAUGAAGCGGACGUUCUCACAAAGCUCACCAUCUUUCCCGGUUUGCCUCAUGGCUGGUGGAUGGUGUUGCCUGAGCUAGAGGAUAGCAAGGAGUGGCACGAGAAGACGCGACAGGGGCUGCAGUGGUUGUUCGCCAAAUAG
Messenger RNA from Akanthomyces muscarius, 1002 nucleotides. RefSeq lists its product as uncharacterized. NCBI's taxonomy places the organism in Eukaryota, Fungi, Ascomycota, Sordariomycetes, Hypocreales, Cordycipitaceae. Gene Ontology annotation, molecular function: hydrolase activity. The transcript has 4 exons. The record is from RefSeq and is a predicted model, not a curated record. Bases 1 to 1002 code for a protein of 333 amino acids.